Molecule: messenger RNA, 2163 nt
Organism: Babesia bigemina
Lineage: Eukaryota; Apicomplexa; Aconoidasida; Piroplasmida; Babesiidae
Product: acetyl-CoA synthetase, putative
Exons: 2
Coding region: 1-2163 (720 amino acids)
Molecular function (GO): acetyl-CoA synthetase activity; AMP binding
Source: RefSeq, a predicted model, not a curated record
AUGUCGCAGCCGUCGUCAGAAGAUUGCAAACGGCGCAAGAAAGAUAGCUCUGCCGCCACCAUGGAGCCUGGGCAGUGUGGUACGCCCGCGUCCGGCGGCGAGCCCGACGCGAUGAACACCGCGGAGGAGUUUUUCCCGCAGUUCGAUCGCAGCGUGGAACGUGACCUGCUGCUCCUGGGCAAGUCUUACGACGUCGCCGCCAGGGAGGGGCACCGUUACCACAUCAACAGCCUGGCCGAGUACCAGGAGAUGUAUCGCCGCAGCAUGGCCGACCCCGAGGGCUUCUGGGGCGAAAUGGCGCGCAGCGAGCUCCGGUGGAUGCACCCGUUCCACCGCGUGUUCAGCGGCGGGUUCGAGGCGGCCGACUUCAGCUGGUUCCUGGGCGGCAAGCUGAACGCGUGCGACAACUGCGUCGACCGCUGGGCGGAGGAGCGCCCCAACGUCGCCGCCAUCAUUUUCGAGGGCGACGACCCGAAGGAUAACCGGACGGUGACCUUCUACGAGCUCAGGCAGAAUGUCUGCAGGGUGGCCAACGUGCUGAAGCGGCACGGCGUGAGGAAGGGCGACACCGUCACCCUCUACAUGCCGUCCGUUCCGGAGCUGGCCUUUGCGAUGCUGGCCUGCGCCCGCAUUGGGGCGGUACACAAUGUGGUUUUCGGCGGAUUCUCGGCCGCCAGCGUCGGUGAGCGGAUCAGGGACUCCAACUCCCGGAUAGUGGUCACCGUCGACGAGGCCACGCGCGGCGGCAAGCGCAUUCACAUGAAAAACAUCGUGGACGAGGCGCUGAGGGACUGCCCAGACGUGACUCGGUGCCUCGUGUACUCCAAAACCGGCGACGAUGCCUAUUUCGUGAAGGGUCGCGACGUCUGGCUGGACGACGCGCUCCCCAGGGAGAGGCCCUACUGCCCGCCCGAGACCAUGGACAGCGAAGACACGCUGUUCAUUCUGUACACGUCGGGCUCCACUGGCAAGCCCAAGGGCGUGGCCCACACCACGGCGGGAUACUUGUUGUACGCCAUUGCGACGACGAAGUACAUCUUCGACACGAGGCAGGGUGACAUCUUCGGCUGCAUGGCCGACCUGGGUUGGAUCACCGGGCACACGUACGUCGUGUACGGCCCGCUGCUGAACGGCGUCACGACGUUCCUGUUCGCGUCGCUGCCCAACUAUCCCGACCCGGGCCGGUACUGGCGCAUCAUAGAGCAGUACCGCAUCACGCAGUUCUACACGGCGCCGACGGCCAUCCGCCUGCUGAUGCGUUACGGGGACGAGUUCCCGGCGCGCUACGACCUGAGUUCCGCGCGGAUCCUCGGCAGCGUCGGCGAGCCCAUCAACCCCGAGGCGUGGCUGUGGUACUACAACGUCGUCGGCCGCGGGCGCAGCACGGUCGUGGACACCUAUUGGCAGACGGAGACGGGCGGCAUCGUGAUCGCGCCGAUACCCGGCGCCAUCCCAACCAAAGCCGGGUCGGCGACGCUGCCGUUCUUCGGCAUCGAGGUCGGCCUCGUCGACGCCAAAACGGGGCGGGAGAUCAUCGGCAACGGCACCAGCGGCCUGCUGGUGCUGCGCAGGCCGUGGCCCGGGCUGUUCCGCACGCUCGCCGGCAACCACCAGCGUGGCCUGGAUGUGUACUUCGCGAAGGUGCCGGGGUGCUACCUCACUGGGGACGCCGCCUACCGUGACGACGACGGCUACAUCUGGAUCAACGGCCGUGUCGACGACACCCUCAACGUGUCGGGGCACCGCAUAGGCUCCGCCGACAUCGAGCACGCGCUGGUGCAGGUGGACUACGUGGCGGAGGCUGCUGCGGUUGCCUUCCCGCACCCCAUCAAGGGCCAGGCCAUCUUCUGCUUCGUGACGCUCAAGGACUCCUGCACGGUGACUGCAGAGCAGAUGGUGCAGGAGUUGCGUCUGUCGGUGCGCCGCCUCGUAGGACCGUUCGCCACGCCCGACAUCAUCACCGCGACCCCGAACAUGCCGAAAACGCGCAGCGGCAAGAUCAUGCGCCGCAUUUUGCGCAAGCUGGUCAGCAACCAAGCAGAGGACCUCGGCGACAUAUCCACGCUCGCCGACCCGUCAGUCGUCGAGGGGCUCGUGGGGAUCUGCAGGGAAGCGCUAGACACGUACGCGGAGAGUUUGAAAGCCAGCUUGGCAAAAAAUUAG